AUGCUGGGAGAGUAUCUAGAGAUUGUCCUAAGUGUCCCGAACUGGGAGGCGUUAUUAGCGACCAUUUCAAAUCAGCGUGAGGACGAAUGGGAGUUUUUGAAGGAAAUCGAGAACGCCGAAGAGUUUUUAGAAAGUCUUUUAAACACUUACCUGAGACACCACUCGUUUGUAAAAUCCUCUUAUCUCUACCGUGUUCUCAUUGGUCUACGAGGUUUAGAGUCCUCUCAUCAACUAGUAGGACGUUAUGCCUUUUACGCCUUCAGUAUCGGAGACCUUGCAAACGGCAUUGGGUACCUUCAAUACCUCACAGAGCAGAAUUAUGUGUCAGUCGGCUAUGGAUCCAUCGACAGAGCCAGAGAAGUAAUCACAGCCCAUGCCCUAAGACUCCUAACUGGUGGCAUAGACGCAAAUAUCGUUGGGAUCACGAGGAAUAUUUUAAUCGCCGGACAAGCAGCUUGGGACGAGCUAGUGUAUCAUUGCGAUGCUAAAGGGAAGGACUUGGAUUUUAGUUCAAACGUGUCUCUGGUACUCAUUAGGGAUGCCAUUGCUCAGUGUUUCAUAUCACAAGAGCUGGUCGCGAAACUAAUGGAGAGAGGAGCAGCUGUGCAUGCUGAGAAUAUGUUUGGAUGGACGCCAUUAUUACAAGUUAUACCAUUAGACAAUCCAACC
Messenger RNA from Amphimedon queenslandica, 669 nucleotides. RefSeq lists its product as uncharacterized. The transcript is spliced from 2 exons. The annotation marks the transcript as partial. NCBI's taxonomy places the organism in Eukaryota, Metazoa, Porifera, Demospongiae, Haplosclerida, Niphatidae. The record is from RefSeq and is a predicted model, not a curated record.